CCGAGUCCGAGUGUAGUGAAGUGUGGUUCGUCGAUAUGCGUCAAGAUGCAGCUUGGUGUGUAAAGGGUUGAGCAAUUUAGAGGUAAUUUUCCUCCCCGAUCGUGUGUUCGCACCGAAAAGGAUCUUCUUAAAUUCAAGGUGAUCACAAUGGAUCGCGAACUGGUGGAGAAGUUCAUCGAGGUGACGGGAGAGAGCGAGGCGACAGCACAGCAGUAUCUGUCGUUAGCUGAUGGCAAUGUAGAGAUGGCAAUUAGUUUAAUGUUUGAAAGUGGUAGACCAUCGGAGAACGAGAAUGUAAAUCCUGAACCACCAGUGAGAGCUCCUAUUUUGCCCACUCAAGAGAUAUUGGUGCCAUCGGAACCAGUGUGUUCAUUCCCACGAAUAUCAAAUAAUGUGUUCGACAGAUUUAGAGAUUUUGCAGUAGAAACUCAACGUCAGGAGGAAGAAAUGACUCGUAGAGUAUCUGGCAUGAAACAUAUCUGUCAGAGAAAAUCAAAACGUUUGGAAGAUCUAUUCCGGCCUCCGUGCAAUAUUCUUUUCCUGGGCUCUUUCAUGGAGGCUCGAGACCAUGCUAAAACCCUGAACCGUUGGUUGCUCGUCAAUGUCCAAAAUCCACAGGAGUUUUCUUGUCAAGUGCUCAACAGAGAUGUCUGGCCGAACCAACAAAUCCAAGAGAUCGUGAAGGAUCACUUUAUCUUGUGGCAAGUGUUGUCCAAUACAUCGGAUGGCAGACGUUACAUAGAUUUCUACAACGUGAUAGAGUAUCCUUACCUGGCAAUCAUAGACCCCAGAACGGGAGAAUGUAUGAGAACCUAUACUAACAUCUCCGUGGACAGUUUGAUUUCCGGCUUGAACGAUAUGUUGAGCACGCACGCGUCUCCGGACAGUGCAUCGCACGAUACGUCCAAUUCUAAAGAUUGGAACAACUUUCCCACAUCGCCGCCGAAGCGAAAUAUCCUAAUUGACCAAACGAAGAACGAUUGCGGACCCAGCAGUAAAACUUCCAGACUUUUCUCAGAAAACAUCACAGAUUUGGACAACGAAAAUGCAGUGUCUGGUAAUGCCAUAAGCUCAAGUGUUCCAAGCAGCAGUAGUAGCGGCAGCGUUAAUAUUAGCGUUAUUAAUAGAAAAAGGAGGCUGGACGACUGUGAGGCUGAUAAAUCUCAGCAAAAGGAGGAAAAGACGAAGUCAGAUACCGCUAAAGCUGGAACAAGCGAUGAACCUUUCCUACGGCUCUGCUUACGGCUGCCGAAUGGCACGAGAGAAACUAUAUCGAUAUGCGCGACAGAGACUAUAGAGGACUUCCUGAUUAAAAUGGAGGAAAUGGGAUUCCCACCAACGGAGCAUACCUACCUGGUGCCAUAUCCGAAAACGAACGUCGGCGCGUUGUCUCCGAACAUCCGUCUGUUAGACACCAUUUUAUUCCCGGCAAAUACAGUGUUCAUAACGAAGAUAUAGUAACAUACCGCGAAACGAACU
Dinoponera quadriceps is the source of this 1479-nucleotide messenger RNA. Its product is annotated as UBX domain-containing protein 7. Bases 148 to 1458 code for a protein of 436 amino acids. Gene Ontology annotation, cellular component: nucleus. Lineage: Eukaryota; Metazoa; Arthropoda; Insecta; Hymenoptera; Formicidae. The record is from RefSeq and is a predicted model, not a curated record. The transcript has 8 exons. Gene Ontology annotation, biological process: proteasome-mediated ubiquitin-dependent protein catabolic process. Gene Ontology annotation, molecular function: ubiquitin binding.